CCGGGGCCGGCGGGGGCUGCGGAGGAGGAGCCGUGCGAUGGCGGGUGAGGCGGCGGCCGGCGGCGGGGAUCCGGGAGCCGGCGCGGGGCAGCCACUGCGGGUGCCCCCAUGAACGAGCGUCGCGGCCGGGGCUGCCGGGACACCGCGGGGCACCAUGAGAGCGGGCCACGAGCGGAGCCAGGAGUGCCUCCCGCCAAAGAAGCGCGAACUGCCCGCUGCCAGCACCGGCGCCGAGGCGGCGCAGGCGGGGGGCGCGCAGGCCUCGGGCGAGGGCCCCGAGUGGGCCCGGACGGCAGGGCUGGGUCCCGCGGCGCUGCGCUACGGCCCCGGCGAGGCCGCCGAAGCGGUGGCGGGGCUGACGGUGGACCAGUACGGGAUGCUCUACAAAGUGGCGGUACCACCCGCCACCUUCUCUCCUACGGGUCUGCACCCCGUGGUGAAUGUGAGCCCCCUGCCCCCUGCCUUCAAUGUGACCUCACCAAUAAUCCAGCACCCGGGGGUGCCCUACCCCCCCAUCCACUAUGCGCAGAUCCCUCCGGCGUCCCUGCAGCUCAUCGGCUCGCAUUACACAGUGCCCUACGCUGUCCCUCCUGGCUUCCUGCCUAGUCCCCUCCUAUCUCCUUCCACCAACCUCAGCACCUCUCAUGUCCCCCACUUUGUGCCAUAUGCCUCUCUCUUCACGGAAGAAGCCGCUCCUUCCCCUCAGACUACCUCUCCUACCCACACUUUCAACAAAUCUGCUUCUGCGGUCCCUCCUGGCCAGACGCAGCACCAUGCCGGGACACAGCCCUUGGAUAUUGCUCCAGGCAGAAUUCCUGUUUAUUAUCAGAUGUCCCGCCUCCCACCAGGGUACUCAGCCUAUGAGACCCCUACAGCAGGUGCAAGCCCAGAGUCUCCUCAGCAAGACAGUCAGCUGAGCUCAGAGGUAGCUGCUGCCAAUGGUGGACAGAGACAUCUGGAGCAUAAUGUGGCAAGGAGGACCAGUGAGGCUGUGGACUCUGCCAGCCAUAAAGCUGAAGACCCUGUGCCAGGUGCUGCAGUGGGAUGUGCGGUUGAUGGACAGUUCCUUUCAGGUUACCAGACACUGGGAACAGAGAUCUCUGUGCCAGCUCACAGAAGCACCCCAGACACUGAUCUGGAGGUUCAGAGGGUGGUGGGGGUGUUGGCAUCUCAGGAUUAUCAUAUUCUGGCAGCCCAGAGGAAAGAUAACCCAAGUCCUUUAAACCUUUGCCAUAAUAUCCCUGAUCAUCAGAAGGAGUCAAAGGAUGCGCUGAGUAACACAGGGGAAAGGGCUGCUGCUGAGAAAAGCCAGUCCAGGAGUCCAUACAUAACGUCCCCUGAAGAGCCCGUUAGACAGAGACAAUUAACCAAAGGAGUGGUGAUAGCCAAUGGCAAGCCAGUCCUGGUCCCUGCUGGAGAUGAGCCCAUCAGGUCUUCCACUUCAGAAACCCUGGUGAGGCAGAGCCCGGAUGCACAGGCUCAAGGAAGUGUGCUGGAAAAGGACCCGGCCCAGCUGCAGCCACGCAGCUCCUCACACCUGCCCUCUCACUUCAUGAAAGGAGCCAUCAUCCAGCUGGCUACAGGGGAGCUGAAGCGGGUGGAGGACCUGCAGACCCAGGACUUUGUUCGCAGCGCGGAGGUGAGCGGGGGCCUGAAGAUUGACUCCAGCACCGUGGUGGAUAUUCAGGAAAGCCAGUGGCCUGGGCUUGUCACGCUACAUUUUGUGGUUGGGGAGCAACAAAGUAAAGUGAGCAUUGAUGUGCCCCCAGAGCAUCCCUUCUUUGUGUAUGGCCAGGGCUGGUCCUCCUGUAGCCCGGGGCGGACUGCUCAGCUCUUUGCUUUGCCCUGUCACAGGCUGCAAGUGGGUGAUGUCUGCAUAUCAAUCAGUUUACAGAGCGUGAAUGGCAACUCCGCUUCUCAGGCUAACCACCCUCUCACAGACCAGUUGAUAGCUGCCAGGGAGAGACCUGAAAGAAGAGCUCAGGGGUCCAGAGAGCUGUCUGAGAGAGCUGCUGAAAGGAAGAGCCACACAGAUAGGGAGAGUGCAGCCCAGAGCUCUCAUGCAGAACCCUCUCAGCCUGAGACUGGCAAUCAGUACAGCUGGACAGCCCCAGGCUUCCAAAGAUACAGCACGCAGGCAGAGGAGCCUCGGCCCUCCCUGCUCCGUCCCUCUUUCAUUCCCCAGGAGGUCAAGCUGUCCAUUGAAGGGCGUUCUAAUGCAGGGAAGUGACCCUUUUGGGGCAUGAGCUCGGGCAUCCCCUGUAGGUGAGCCUCACCAUCCUGUGGAGAAGUUGCACAGACUUUGUGACAGGUUCACCAGCAAGGCUGCUUUCUGCCCUGCAGGACUGGAUCUACUCCAGUUCAGUGGCUGACCAGUUCCUCUUGGGGAAUCAAGGGGGCUCCAGUGCCUCAGGGAGCAGCAACAGGCUGGCUGGAGUAGAGAACAGGGAUGUGCUCGUGAGCUUGUGAUCAGAGCAUUCCAGAGGCUGGGGCUUUCUCAUGUCUCUCUGAAUGGUGGAUUCCCUGCAGGGCAGGGUCCAAGCAUUCAGGAUAGGUGAGAAGAUGAGGAGGGCAGACAUGGCUUAAGGUAGCAGAUAAAAUUGCUGAAGAUUUUAUUCCUCCUUUCUCAUGACAGGGAGAGAUGGGUCUCCACUGGAGUUGAGGGGGCUCUACUCCCAGUAUUCCUUUUCUUCACACAUGCACUUUAAAAGGACCGUUCACCAAUGGAGCUCUUGAGGGCAGGAGGGAGAUGCUCUGGUGGUUCUGUUUAAUGUCUCUUCCACUGAAUCCAACCGCUCUUUCUUCUUGCAAAGAAUGUACAGAUUUGAGUGAAUGACAGAAAUUCAAGAGGAAGGACCAAAAGGAUGGGUUUGGGUGUAGGCGAACAGGGAACUUGAGCACUUGGGAUGGGACACAACUUGGGACGGGAGAUGGUAGUUUCCUGCCAUAAAAUACAUUUAAUUAAUUGCCACCAAAUCCAGUCUUUCUUCCCACAUUAAUAACUAAAAACAAAAAUAUCUCUUGGGCUUACAGCUUUUGCAGAGGCUCGGCCUAUGGAUGAAUGGCGUUGGGUUUGGGGGUUGGGCUGUUUAAAGCUGGAGUGGAAUAUGCUCAGCAUUCUCUAGGCAAGGAUGGAAACACAGCUUGCUGCUUGUUCUUUUUUUUUUUUUCUGUGAGAAGACCAAGACUAUUUUGUAAUUAAAUCAGGAGAAAACUUCCCAGAUGGCUAACUCUUCCCUGCAGGCAGUUUCCUGAGAAAGCUGUAGACAAGAGAUGACUGUGCAUGUGCAGGCAAGGUGCAAAGUACAUUUCUAUGAUUAACAUAGGGACUCUACAAAUACCAGGGCACCACAGGGCAUUUGGGGUGGUUUUGUGUUAGUUUUUCCGAAGCAUCGCUUUGGAGUUGCUCUGUAGAACAACGCGGUAAAAUCAAGAGUGUUCGUUUUCAUGGUGAGAUUUGAUACAAAUAUAUAUGAAUACCUCGUUAUGGUAAUGACACUCCACUCAAGUGAAGACUCCCGCAGUUACACUAAUUUGCCCUCUCUGAUGGUGUGUUAUGACACCAGCUCUAACUGCUUAGCUAGAAUAAAACACAGUCGCUGUUACGUUGAGGAUAAGGGUCUCCACUGAGUUAACAUGAAGUACUCCCUGCGUUAAGGUGCCCGUCGCUCUGCCAAGACCAGGCCUUUGGGAGGGUUUCUCUGCAGCAUGCAGGUCCCUGCCAGAGUCCCGGUUCUGCUCCUGAUGUUCACAUACUGCUUUCCCUCUCCUUUCUCUCAUCUCCCUGAGGUUUCUGUCAGGCCAUUCUGUGGGGCACUGCCUUCUCCCUGCGUGGCUCGUGUUGACACCUCUCCUUAGCGCGCUGUGCUUUGGUCAGCUUGCAGUAGUGGUGCCUCAGGGCAGUUCUGCACGCUCUCCAGGAAUGUGCCCUGUAAUUUGUUGGCUUUGGUUGGCUGUGUGAUGGAGGAGUGCUCUGCCUGGGUGUCAGGCAAAUGAGAGAGUCUCCAGAGUGUCCCUUCCAUCCAGGCCGUCAGUCCGUUCUAGCACCUUGCUAGCUAUUUCUGUUGCCUUUGCACCAGGACAGUUUCUUGUCAGGCCUUAGGUAAGAUAUGUGCUACCACACCUUCAGUGUUUGUGCCUCACAGGGGAUUCUCUAGCACGAGGAUGCUGCCUGUGUCAUGUGUAGCUUUCCCUGAACAACACACUGCUUCUGAUGGCAUCAGCUGCGUUUGCAAUGUGUGAAGUCAUGGCGAUGUUGUCCUGUGGAGGUUCUGCCUCCUUGGCCGCAGCAGCUGUGGGAACAGAUGCUGCUUCCGUGGCACCAUUUUCAGUGAAAUGUGCUGUCUGGGCCCAGAUGCCUGAGCCCAUAACCUUGUGUUUCACAGUUGCUGUUCAUCAGACUCUCCUACGCCAAGACCUUGAUUAUUGUUGGUUAGUACUUAAUGCUCAGGAUAUCCAGUGUCUGUGGCUGAAGGCAGAGGGCAGAGGAGCCUAGGUUCUCUUGCCUGUUCUUUGCAUGAUGCAUGCAGAGGAAUUCAGAGCUGUGGCAGGCAGCUAAGAAAGGGAUCUUGCAUGCGUAUGGCAUGUGAAUGACAGGCUGGUUGCACACAUAGAAGGAACGUCUGAGCAGCUGAAGGGUGCAGAGCCCUUCCUGUGCAGCUCUGAACGCAGAAGUCUGUCUUUUACAGAGUGGGUUUGGAAAGGCUGCCUUAUCUCAUGUGUGUUACUGUAAUAGUCCCAGAUCUCAGCCACUCUGGACAGUGGCCUGAAAGGGCAGGCACUGCUUGUGUGAGGCAGGAUGCCGUGUGGCUGAACCAGCUCUGUGCUGUAGGCAGCUGAAAGGCUGUGAAGGUGCUCACUCUGCUCUCUGGCUGCUGGCCUGGACUUUGGAGAGCUGCACAUUUGUUGAGUGUGGCUCUGAGCUCUGUGGAACAGGCCAGGGGGAAUUUGACCUUGGUGCUUCUAUCCAGAUUCUCUCAGUCUCACUCUUCUGUACGUUUCAGCUCUUUUGUGGAAGCAGCGUUUUGGGGCACAUCUCAUGGCGGGGCAUUGAGAUGAAGAAUCUGGGCAUCUGGCUGCUUGCCCCAGAGGCAGCCCUCUAUCCUUUCCUAGCAGGACUCUUAAUCACUGGAAUCUGUUCUUACUGGGUUGAGCUGUGUUGCUCAGCACCCGUGGUGGUGGCUGUGCUGAGCAUCGAGGCUCUCCUGAGAUACGGAGUGUGUGAGAGGAUCUGCUGUAGGCAGAGGCUGCGAGUGAGCCCACGGAAGAGGCUUUCAUUUCUUAGGUUUACAGGGAAAGGAGGAGAUAAAGCCAGGAAGACAUUGUGGAAUGAGAUGGUUAUCUGGGCUUUUCUGCUGGCAGAGAUGUGACAGGCUUCUUGGAGAAAUACACUGUUUUCCUGCUGCUAUUGUGACAGGAGGGAGGGCUGUGGGCUGUCCUACUCAGAGGAGGAAGCGGCGGCAGCCUCCUGGGCCUCGGUCUUACCCAGCUCACACUCUGUGGCAAGAGUCUGUUGGAUGCAAUAAUGAGUGUCUGUAGCCAUCUGUCCCAUCUCGUGAAACAUUCCUUGGGUCAGCUGCCCGCAGAGGCCAGGCUGGCUCUCAGCUGUGCAUACACUGUCGCUCCAGGAACGUGAGACUCGCUCCACGAAACGAGUGCUCGUCACUACCCGACUAUGCAGAGGAAGCUCUGUCUGGAGAAGAGGAGAGUUGCAGAGGCCACUCUGUCUCCCCUUCCCAGCAGCUGCGCAAGUAUAAUGCACUUUUCACGUUAAGUGUCCCCGUCUCCCCUGUCCCCACCUUACACUUGAAGCCACUUUCCCCCAUAGAGAACUAACAAUCUGUCGCUCAGAAAAUAUUGUAGAAGAAACUACAGCAGCUUGAGUAUCCCAAAUGCUAGUUCCUGCCCACAGCAGUACAUGUGCCUUUCCCUAGCGUCACUCACAACUGCUCUUUGUCUUUCAGGCUGUCCUAGGGCCUGAAACUUUGCAGAAGCUGCUAAGAUGGCUACGAAUGCACAUUCUGUACAGAGUUUGGCCCAGGGUGUGUUCCA
Messenger RNA from Colius striatus (speckled mousebird), 6051 nucleotides. It is a transcript of the gene ATXN1L, whose product is annotated as ataxin 1 like. NCBI's taxonomy places the organism in Eukaryota, Metazoa, Chordata, Aves, Coliiformes, Coliidae. Gene Ontology annotation, biological process: regulation of DNA-templated transcription; anatomical structure development. Gene Ontology annotation, cellular component: nucleus. Gene Ontology annotation, molecular function: RNA binding; protein binding. The record is from RefSeq and is a predicted model, not a curated record. The transcript is spliced from 2 exons. Bases 155 to 2230 code for a protein of 691 amino acids.